This is a messenger RNA of Acanthopagrus latus (yellowfin seabream), 2749 nucleotides long. RefSeq names its product inactive phospholipid phosphatase 7. The transcript has 4 exons. Bases 716 to 1618 code for a protein of 300 amino acids. Gene Ontology annotation, cellular component: nuclear envelope. Lineage: Eukaryota; Metazoa; Chordata; Actinopteri; Spariformes; Sparidae. The record is from RefSeq and is a predicted model, not a curated record. Gene Ontology annotation, molecular function: sphingosine-1-phosphate phosphatase activity.
CUGAGACGACACUUCCGCUCUGAGGCGGCGCAGGCAUGCCGGGAAGUGUAGUGCAGGGCGACGUCCGCUGGACGUGAGAGGGCUGAUGUGAGACCGAGAGCCUCCGUGGUGAUGUCAAAGAGGAUGUUUAGUGGCGUUUGCACUUUAAACACCCAGCUGACAGCCUGACACCGUGCGCGCUGUCUGUUUAAGCACCUUGGAGAACUCCGCUCCGCAGCGCAGCGCAGCGCAGAUGUUGAAUCGACACUGUGCGUAAACUACGUCGCAUCCGGAAGAAGCACCAAAUGCUGCACUGACUGCUGCUGCGGCUGCUGCUGCCUUCUUGUCCUCACCCUUUGUUGAUGACACUGACCGACUGUUUCGCUGUUUACAGCUCCGGAUCAGAGGUGUGAUGGAGGCUGCAGGGCAGAUUUAGAGCGAUGCUUCUCGUCCACCCUUCGCUUGCUGCAGAUCUUGUUUCACUGGAUUGGCCGAGGCAGAUGCCAUUCAAUACACUCUCCCAGCGUGCAUGGGCCGAGGUAUAAACAGCAUGGCCAGCGCACAUUCCAGUGGGUCUAAAUAUAUCUAUUAAGGCCAUAGGAGGGGGAGGACGGCUGCUGGAGGGGGUUUAUCCUGGGACAUUUCACCGUCGUGGUGGACUCGCACCACUUGAAUUAUCUUCCGGAGAUUGACAAUCGGUUGUCGCACCCACAAAGGACUCGGCCCUGUCCAAAACAUGCCCUCCAGUUACAACGUGAGAUCCAGGGCGCGGGAGAGGAACAGCGUCCUGAGCAGACCUGAGUUCAUGUCACUGAACCAUCAGCCCGUCCGAAGCAACGGCGGAGGAGGAGGAGGCAGCGCCGGCGGCGGCGGCGGCCCCUCGGAGAGCCGGGGCAGCGCAAGGAGACCGGGUCAAGUCAAGCACCAAACGAGCCAGCCGAGCGAGGAACCCGCCGACAGCGGCAGCAAGGACAAGAGGGAGCCCGGCAAGAUGCCAGAGGAGGACUGCAUGCUGCUGAACCCUUCAUUCAAGGGGAUAGCCAUAAACUCCCUCCUCGCCAUUGACAUCUGUCUGUCCAAGCGCAUGGGGGUGUGCGCCUACACGUCGUCCCCCUGGGGAGGCUGCCGCUCCAUGGUGGCCCUGCUGGCGCUCACGGGCCACGGCAUCACGUGGAUCAUUGGCACCAUUGUGUGCCUCACGAGGAGUAACACGCUGGCCGGGCAAGAGGUUCUGGUCAACCUGCUGCUGGCCCUCCUUCUUGACGUCAUGACUGUGGCUGGAGUCCAGAGACUGGUGAAGCGCAGGGGACCCUGGGAGAUGACGCCGGGCUUCCUGGACUGCGUCGCCAUGGACAUCUACUCCUUCCCCGCCGCUCACGCCAGCCGCGCCGCUAUGGUCUCCAAGUUCCUGCUGUCCCACCUGGUGCUGGCCGUGCCGCUCCGCAUCCUGCUGGUGCUGUGGGCGUUCCUGGUGGGCGUGUCCCGGGUGCUGCUGGGGAGACACCACCUGACUGACAUGGUGUGUGGCUUCGCGCUGGGCCUGCUCCACUUCAGCUUGAUGGAGUCGGUGUGGCUCUCAUCAAGCACCUGUCAGACUCUUAUUUCCAUUAGCACGCUCAGCUGGAGCCCCUUUUUCUGAGCUUUUGAUAGAAGACUCCGUCAGGCUUAUUUGAUACACUAACCUCGCAGCUUCAGGGUCUUGUGAAGGUAUUUCUGCAAGGGUAUGAAGUUCUUAUCGCAGGGUUCGAACGCGAAAGCAUUAACAUUUGGAAUCAGGUGUUUGCUUGCAUGUAACGCCCAAAACAGGCAGGUCACAAGACAUUUCAAGUUAAUGGCAGUAAGUCAAAUCUACUAACACACACACCUCCACUGCUUCUUGACUCAAAUCAUUUCAAGACAACUGCACACUGACGAUGAUUUGGUGAAAAACGUACAUGUAGGAUUAAGGUUUUUUCAUUUUUAAAACAUUACACUCUACUUACAUUACUUACUACAUGACAGAUUCUCUCUCCACUUUGUGUGCCUCUUUUUCUUUCCCUCCUUUCACUUCCUUCUUCUCUGUCGCCUCUUCCUCUUUUCUCAUUUCCUUUAAAAAUAUGUGGGUUUUUUUGGUUUGGGGUUGAACACUGAAUUGGGUUUGGUGUCAGGCUGUAAUGUUGGAUGUUACACUACAAUAUAUAAAAGUGACUGGCGUGACUAAUAAUGUUCAUUGUACAUUUUCUGAUGGGAUAAUUUUCUUUCCACUCUGUAUUUAACAAAUACGAACUUACCUUGACAUCUCUGAAUUUAAUAUUUCUCUUAAGGGGGUCAAAUAUAAUUUCCCUCAGUGUGCAAUUUAUGCUGUUAUGAGUUUGAAUCUUUUGUUUUUAUGGCAGAUAUUUCUCAUCGGCUCUUUUAUUUUCAGGCUGCUGCACUCUGCACAUUAACAGAUGUUUACGGUUUGCCAGUGAUUUUGAUUCAAUGCCCUACAAAACAACUGAAGCGUGUGUGUGUGUGUGUGUGUGUGUGUGUGUGUGUGUGUGUGUGUGGGGGAAUGUUGGCAUACAAAAUAAAAAAUACCCGUUUGAAAUACCAAUUUUUAAUCAAUUACACCUUUCUUUUCUGAAUGUGUUUUUUAUGGACCUUUAAAUGACACCUGCUGUUUUUUUUUUUUUGUUUGGUGUGUAAAUACAGUUUUGUGUACAUUGGUUUGCUUUAUUCUGUACAGGGAUCUGUAUACCAUGUUUUUACUUUGUUUCUCCAUCUCAUGAAUAAAACGAGGUGGGCUGUC